UGUGUCUUCUAUCGUUCAAAGUUGAGAAAAUCAAUCUGGUUAUGGUGAGUGUAUCUUUAUUUCAUGUGAUUUCACAGAGUGUGUCAAAGAAAGCAUGGAGUCCUUAUUUUACAAAGGAAUACGAUCCUUUGAUGGCAGGCAGUAUCGAUGGUACGGAUACAGAGCCCCAUGAUAAGGCAAUCGCCAGAGCAAUGGAGUCUCAUUAUGAACCUCCUCAUGGACUGAAAUCAAAGCCAGACAGGACCCUGUUUGUAUCAAGAUUUGGUCCCAGGAUAAGCAAAGAUGAUUUGAUUGAGUUUUUCUCACAGUAUGGGGAUGUCGUUUCUGCCACUGUAAUAUACGACGUUGUCACUGGAGCUUCACAAUGUUAUGGCUUUGUGGAAAUGAAGUACGAGGAUGAUGCUUGGAAGAUAGCUAGGAGAAUGAAUGACUUGACUUUGAUGAGUCACAAACUUUUUGUCGAUUUUGAAGUUGGACGAACAAUGAAGGGGUGGAAGCCAAGAAGGCUUGGUGGUGGUUUUGGUGGCAAGAAAGAGUCUGGACAACUGAGGUUUGGUGGAAAAGAGCGACCUUUUAAAAAACCUUACUUACUGGGUGUACCGGACAAAUAUAAGAAACCAUUUUCUUCACUCAAGCCAAAAGUAGAAUGAUUGAUUCAACAAACAGCGCGUCUUAAUCUUUCAAAUUAAUAAAAUUACUAUUUUUUACCGUUCAAACAGCCACUUUAAGGAAUUCAUUUAUUUAUUUUUAAAUAUACAUUC
This is a messenger RNA of Copidosoma floridanum, 761 nucleotides long. RefSeq names its product U11/U12 small nuclear ribonucleoprotein 35 kDa protein. The record is from RefSeq and is a predicted model, not a curated record. Gene Ontology annotation, cellular component: precatalytic spliceosome. Gene Ontology annotation, biological process: mRNA splicing, via spliceosome. NCBI's taxonomy places the organism in Eukaryota, Metazoa, Arthropoda, Insecta, Hymenoptera, Encyrtidae. Gene Ontology annotation, molecular function: snRNA binding; mRNA binding.